Messenger RNA from Mucor velutinosus, 531 nucleotides. RefSeq lists its product as uncharacterized. The transcript is spliced from 5 exons. The record is from RefSeq and is a predicted model, not a curated record. Bases 1 to 531 code for a protein of 176 amino acids. Gene Ontology annotation, biological process: protein folding in endoplasmic reticulum. Lineage: Eukaryota; Fungi; Mucoromycota; Mucoromycetes; Mucorales; Mucoraceae. Gene Ontology annotation, cellular component: EMC complex.
AUGUCCAACUGGUCUGUUGACUACGCGUCUCUUAAUACAGCUAAUAGCUCCAAAGUCUCCAACCCUGUUGGUUACGAGCCAUCCACUUUGCAAAAAUACACCAAAAACGAGAGAUCCAGUCGUCAAGGAAACCAAGAUAACAACCAAGUAGCCAUUAAGAUGAAGAGAGCUUGGGAUGUCGCUAUGGGCCCAGCUAAAAGUAUUCCCAUGAACGCCAUCAUGAUUUACAUGUCAGGCACUAGUCUUCAAAUCUUUACAGUGAUGGUUACCGCCAUGCUCUUCUUUAAUCCUGUCAAAGCCAUCAUGACAACCCAACAAACCUUUAGCCGUUUUGAAUCAGACACAACAACAACAGGGAAAGCACAACCCAAAGUGGAUUUGACAAUGCCAAAGCUAACCUUCAUCGGUUUACAUAUCGUUACUAUUCUUUUGGGUGUCUAUAAGGUGAAUGCCAUGGGAUUAUUACCAAACACAGCCUCAGAUUGGCUUGCAUUUAUCAAGCCAAAAGAGAUAUUAGAAUAUGCUGCUUAG